Trichoderma atroviride IMI 206040 is the source of this 651-nucleotide messenger RNA. RefSeq lists its product as uncharacterized. The record is from RefSeq and is a predicted model, not a curated record. NCBI's taxonomy places the organism in Eukaryota, Fungi, Ascomycota, Sordariomycetes, Hypocreales, Hypocreaceae.
AUGAAGCUCUACAUUGGCAACGACACUUGUGCGCGAGCCGCUCAGCUGGUUGUUAAUGAGCUUGGCGUCAAACAUGAACUUGUUUAUGUCGACGUCUCUACCAAGGCUACGUCAAAUGGAGAGGAUUUUGCAACUGUAAAUCCGCUCCUUUAUGUCCCUGUUAUUAAACUUGACAACUCUGGUCGCGAUGUCAUCUCCGAGACCAUCAUCAUCUCUUCCUACUUGGCCGACCAGCACCCAGAAUCCGGCUUGCUUCCACCACCCGGUACCUUGGAACGCGUCAAGGCAGACCAGUUUCUAGUCCAGAUUACAACUGAGAUUGCGCAGAAGCAUGUCCCGCUUAUUCUCAAGAUGAUGACUGAACAAGGCACUCAGAUCUAUGUCAACAGGCUUCUGAGAGCAUACCAGCUCUUGGAUGAUCGCCUUGCAGACAAGCGCUCUUACCUCUUUGGUGAAACCUUUACUGUAGCCGACGCAUAUGUCUGGGGCACUUUUUGGAACAACCGCUCUGGUGUGAAUGUUGAUCACUUGAAGAACUUGGCAGCGUGGAAGGCUCGCGUUGAUGCCCGGCCUGCUGCCAUCAAAACGCUAAAGGAAGAGGCUGAGAUUGCGGCAAUUCACAAGGCUCAAAUUGAAGCUCAAAGCAGUUGA